CGUGUUGGCUGUCCGCCAAUCGGAUUUCGCCUCGCGAAGGCAGUUUGUCCGACGGUUGCAAGUGCACACAGUAGUGUUAUAUAUUUCUCAUUAUUUAUUUUGCAAUCUGUAAUAAAAACAAGCAUAGUUCGCAAUGGAGACCAAAAUAAUUAAUCAAAAAGCAUACUUGGAGAGAUAUACGUCUUCAGGAGUUAACGAAGAGAAGAAAAAGCUCAAAACGGGAAAACAAACAGUAAAAAUUAUAGACGAUGGAGAAGACGCUCCCCAAAUUGCUGGCAUAGUCGAUGAUCGUGGACCAGUUGACUUCACNGACAAAAGAAGAUGGAAAAUCAUAAACGAAGACGGAGAUUUAACUGUCAUUAAUAAUUNGGAUUUGAGUCCACCUAGAUUUAAGCAUUCUAAAGAAAAAAAACAUAAAGAUUCAAAUUUAAAACAAGCUCACGAUAAUGAUUCCGAUUUGAGUCCGCUCAGGAAAUCUAAAAAUUAUGAUUCGGAUCAAAGUCCACCUAGACAAGCUCCAAUUCUACGUGACAAAGAGAGCGGAAGAAAGCGCAACUUGGAAGCGGAAGCGGCGGAAAAAUAUGAACAGGAAAAACGUCAAAGAGAAGUAAAUGAGCAAUACGACAAAUGGGGCAAAGGUCUGAAGCAAAUAAAAGAUCGUGAGGAAAGGUUACAGGACGAUUUAUACGAAAUGAGUAAAUCGUUAGCAAGAUACGCGGAUGACGCAGAUUUGGAUAAACAAUUGAGA
This is a messenger RNA of Pseudomyrmex gracilis, 748 nucleotides long. RefSeq names its product BUD13 homolog. The annotation marks the transcript as partial. Gene Ontology annotation, cellular component: U2-type spliceosomal complex; RES complex. Gene Ontology annotation, biological process: mRNA splicing, via spliceosome. The record is from RefSeq and is a predicted model, not a curated record. Gene Ontology annotation, molecular function: RNA binding. NCBI's taxonomy places the organism in Eukaryota, Metazoa, Arthropoda, Insecta, Hymenoptera, Formicidae. The transcript is spliced from 4 exons.